Pelecanus crispus (Dalmatian pelican) is the source of this 3621-nucleotide messenger RNA. The record is from RefSeq and is a predicted model, not a curated record. NCBI's taxonomy places the organism in Eukaryota, Metazoa, Chordata, Aves, Pelecaniformes, Pelecanidae.
AAGGACUAUGAUGUGGAGAAGGUUGCUCAGAAGUCUGAUGAAAGCCAAGUAGAUGGUGGACAAGGAAACCUGCCUGGCACUAGAAAAAUCUAUGAGUUCUACAACGCACCAAUUGUCAAGUUCUGGUUUCACACGAUGGCGUACAUGGCAUUUCUCAUGCUCUUCACUUACACUGUGUUGGUGAAGAUGGAACCAAGACCAAGUGUGCAAGAGUGGCUUGUUAUCAUUUAUAUUUUCAGCACUGCUAUUGAAAAAGUCAGGGAGGUAUUUAUCUCAGAACCUGGAAAAUUCCGCCAAAAAGUGAAGGUGUGGAUUUAUGAAUACUGGAAUUUUACCGAUUCUAUAGCUAUCAUCCUGUUUAUGAUUGGUUUUGGCUUGCGCUGGUCCGAUGGCCCUGUUCAAACUGCAGGGAGGCUACUUUACUGCUUGGAUAUAAUAUUUUGGUAUGCUCGACUCCUUGAUCUUUUUGCUGUGAAUCAGCAUGCUGGCCCAUACCUGACAAUGAUUGGGAAAAUGACAGCAAACAUGUUCUAUAUUGUGGUCAUGAUGGCCAUAGUGCUGUUGAGUUUUGGAGUGUCACGAAAGGCAAUCCUUUCACCAGAGGAGCCUCCUUCUUGGACUCUGGCACGAGAUAUUGUAUUUCAACCCUACUGGAUGAUGUUUGGUGAGGUCUAUGCUGGAGAAAUAGACGUCUGUGAAACCAAUGAAGACUGUCCUCCUGGCUCCUUCCUCACUCCGUUCCUCCAAGCUGUCUACCUCUUUGUGCAGUACAUCAUCAUGGUCAACUUGCUUAUUGCUUUCUUUAAUAAUGUUUAUUUUGAUUUGAAAUCCAUAUCGAACAAGCUCUGGAAGUACAACCGGUACCGCUACAUUAUGACCUACCAUGAGAAGCCAUGGCUGCCUCCACCUUUCAUCCUCCUGAGCCACAUUGGACUUCUGAUAAACCGCAUCUUCCACCAUCGGCCCCCAAAUGAGCUGGAUCAAGAGGAAGGUGACGUUGGACUAAAGCUGUACCUGAGUGAUGAGGAGUUAAAGAAACUACAUGACUUCGAGGAACAGUGUGUGGAAAAAUAUUUUCAUGAGAAGAAUGAAAGCCUGAGUUCCAGUGACAGUGAAAGGAUCCGUCUGACAACAGAAAGAGUGGAGGAAAUGUUUCUGCAGCUUAAAGAAGUGCAUGAGAAGGUGUUUUAUAUCAAGGAGUCUUUACUCUCCCUGGACAGCCAGCUAGGACAUUUGCAAGACCUGUCUGCCUUGACAGUGGACAUCCUGAAAGUGCUUUCAGCUGUAGACACCUUGCAGGUGGAAGAAGCCUUAUUGGCUGACACAAAACAUCGAACCUGCAGGAAGCUGCCCCAUAGCUGGAGCAAUGCUCUCUAUUCCAAGACCUUGAGCAGCCUGGAGUGUUUGUAUGACAAGAAGUACCACUACUACAGCAUGCCACCCUCCCUCUUACGGAGCUUGGUAAGGAGUCAGUGGCCAUCAGAGUGCAAAGACCACAUAUUGAGGACUGAGAGUAACAAGGUGGUAGAAGAGAGCUUUCAAAAGAUAGAAAUAGAAAGUGACACACUCACUUCGGGAGUAUCCUCUGAGACUAAGUCAACUUCUAGAUUUGGACAAUUUUUGUUGGUGCCCCCUGACCAUCAGGGAGGGUCUUUCUCUGAGGAUGUCACCUUAAAUUUGUCCUUUUUGAGCACUGCUGCCAAGUACAGGGACGAUGAAUUCAGAGAUGAACUGCAAAGUAGCAUUGUGGUGCAGCAAAAUUUGAGGAGUGUCAACCUCAUUGGAAAAGAGCCAGAAGAUUAUCAGUGGAGCCAGAGAGACUUUGUUAGUCAUUUGCCAUCAGAAAAGACUAAUGCUGCAAAGGUCGAUCAUCCUCUUGGUCUCCAGCCAUCGUUGGAUAUUGAAGAGAGUGCAGCACCCUCCUGCAAUGACAGGGAAGAAGCUGAAGGUGGUUAUGUGAACUGGGGAUUCUCUGAAGGUGAUGAAAAAGGGGUUUUCAGCUCAGGGAAGAAACAAAAGAAGGUCCUGUGCAUACAUUCCACCUAUAACAGUGACUGCAAUUGCACAGGUAGUCCUCCCAGGCAUGUCCAGAUAAGAGAAUCAAAAUCCUUCUCCUACAACUUGGACAGGUCACAUCACAGCAGCAUCAUCUCUCAGAACAAGCUAAAACGCAGCACGUCCUUCUGGAUCAGCCCACUUUGGAGGGACUGGAGCUUCUGCAGGAGCAACAGCUUACAGUCCCCUAAGAAAGAGAAAACAGGGAAAACCUGCAAGACCAUAGGUGCGAACUGCAUGAGUAUUAGCUUUAGGUGUCACAAGUCUUUCUCAGCUUGCUUUGGAGAUCUGCCAACUCUCAGUCUUAUCAGAGCUUCUCUUAGUAAACAAAAGGUGAUUAGAGUGGAUGAUUGUCCCCAGAACACCCAAGUGAGCUCAGAGCCUGCAGAGAUCAAUGUCUGGGAUGAACAAGAGAAACACAGCAAGAACUGGCUCACUGUGUCUAAUUUCAGUCAGCUAAGUUUGGAACGUCUCAGUUACAUGCAGCAGAAAAUGAAAAAUCAAGACAUCGGUAGGCAUACCAUACCAUUCUGUGAUUACCUGAGACAUUCUCGAGAGGAUUUGAGUAAUAGCAUAUUUGGAACCACCAAGAAACAUAGCUUUGCCUGCUUGAAAACAUCUCAAGAUCUGCAUCAUCACUACUCUGCUGUUGAAAGAAACAACUUAAUGAGACUUGCUCAGACCAUACCAUUUACACCAGUCCAGCUCUUUGCUGGAGAGGAAGUGACGGUCUAUCGGCUAGAAGAAAGUUCACCUAUGAACCUUGAUAAAAGCAUGUCUUCCUGGUCCCAGCGUGGUAUGGCUGCAAUGAUCCAAGUCUUGUCACGGGAGGAGAUGGAUGGAGGUCUGCGGAGGGCCAUGAAGGUCAUUUGUACUUGGUCUGAGAAUGAUGUAUUAAAGUUGGGACAAGUAUUUAUUGUGAAGUCUUUUCUGCCAGAGGUGGUUCAGACUUGGCAAAAGAUCUUUCAUGAUGGCACAGUGUUACAUCUCUGCCUGAGGGAGAUCCAACAGCAAAGGGCUGCCCAGAAGUUAAUCUAUACCUUCAAUCAAGUGAAGCCUCAUACUAUUCCCUAUACUCCAAGGUUCCUGGAAGUUUUCCUCAUCUACUGCCAUUCAGCGAACCAGUGGCUGACCAUUGAAAAGUACAUGACUGGCGAGUUUCGGAAAUAUAACAACAACAACGGAGACGAGAUUACUCCCAGCAGCUUGCUGGAAGAGCUGAUGCUGGCCUUCUCUCACUGGACCUACGUGUACACCCGUGGGGAGCUCCUUGUCCUGGAUUUGCAAGGUGUUGGGGAAAACCUUACAGAUCCGUCUGUGAUUAAACCUGAAGACAAAAAAUCUGGAAAGAUGGUAUUUGGACCAGCAAACCUAGGAGAAGGUGCAAUAAGAAAUUUCAUCACAAAGCAUCGUUGUAACUCUUGCUGCAGGAGGCUGAAACUUCCUGAUUUAAGAAGUGACUACACACUGGAAAGGGUUGGUCCAGCCUUCGAAAUAGAAAUGGAGACAAGCACCAGAGGAGCUGACGAUGCAGAUGAGCCUUUGGAGUAUGACACGCGGCUGUGA